GCCGGGCUGCGGCGCAGGCGCGGAAGGAGACGAGGGAGCGCCGCUUCCGGGUGAUUUUCCCAGGGUCGGGGGCGGCUAGUGCUUGGAGUCCUCGCUCAGGAUCGGAGGCCUGACACCUAGAGGGCGGCUUUCCCGGGACUGAGGGACGCGGGCUCCGCGCCAGGCGAACAGAAUCCAGGUCGGACUGGACCUGAGCCACCGACCACUGACCAUGGCGGCCCUGGGUCCUGGCACUCAGAAUGUCACCGAGUAUGUUGUUCGAGUUCCCAAGAACACAACCAAAAAAUAUAACAUAAUGGCUUUCAAUGCAGCCGAUAAAGUCAACUUUGCUACUUGGAAUCAGGCCCGGCUGGAGAGGGACUUGAGUAACAAGAAGAUUUACCAGGAGGAGGAGAUGCCCGAGUCGGGUGCCGGCAGUGAGUUUAACCGCAAGCUCCGGGAAGAGGCUCGCCGGAAAAAGUAUGGCAUCAUCCUCAAGGAAUUCCGACCCGAGGACCAGCCCUGGCUCCUGCGUGUCAAUGGAAAAUCAGGCAGAAAGUUCAAGGGCAUAAAGAAGGGAGGCGUGACGGAGAACACAUCCUACUACAUCUUCACCCAGUGCCCCGACGGGGCCUUCGAGGCCUUUCCUGUGCACAACUGGUACAAUUUCACGCCACUGGCUCGACACCGCACACUGACUGCUGAGGAGGCCGAGGAGGAGUGGGAGAGGAGAAACAAGGUCCUGAACCACUUCAGCAUCAUGCAGCAGCGGCGGCUCAAGGACCAGGACCAGGACGAGGACGAGGAGGGGAAGGAGAAGCGAGGCCGCAGGAAGGCCAGCGAGCUGCGCAUCCACGACCUGGAGGACGACCUGGAGAUGUCCUCCGACGACAGCGACGCCAGCGGCGAGGAGGGCAGCAGAGCCCCCAAGACCAAGAAGAAGGCGCCGCUGACCAAGGCGGGCAGGAAGAAGAAGAAGAAGAAGGGCUCGGACGAUGAGGCCUUUGAGGACAGUGACGACGGUGACUUUGAGGGCCAGGAGGUGGACUACAUGUCUGACGGCUCCAGCAGCUCCCAGGACGAGGUCGAGGGCAAGCCCAAAGCCACGCAGCAGGAGGACGGGCCCAAAGGCGUUGACGAGCACAGUGAGAGCAGCGAGGAGAGCGAGGAGGAGAAGCCACCCGAGGAGGACAAGGAGGAGGAGGAGGAGAAGAAGGCCCCCACCCCGCAGGAGAAGAGGCGCAGGAAAGACAGCAGUGACGAGUCGGACAGCUCAGAGGAGAGCGACAUCGACAGCGAGGCCUCCUCAGCCCUCUUCAUGGCGAAGAAGAAGACACCCCCCAAGAGGGAGCGGAAGCCGUCGGGAGGCAGCUCUCGGGGCAGCAGCCGCCCCGGCACGCCCAGCGCGGAGGGCACCAGCACCUCCUCCACCCUGCGGGCAGCCGCCAGCAAACUGGAGCAAGGGAAGCGAGCCAGCGAGACACCAGCUGCCAAACGGUUACGGCUGGAUGCCGCACCCCAGAGCCUGUCUGGGAAGUCAACCCCGCAGCCGCCCUCUGGGAAGUCCACGCCCUGCAGUGGUGACGUGCAGGUGACCGAGGAUGCUGUGCGCCGCUACCUGACGCGGAAGCCCAUGACCACCAAAGACCUACUGAAAAAGUUCCAGACCAAGAAGACAGGGCUGAGCAGCGAGCAGACGGUGAACGUGCUGGCCCAGAUCCUGAAGCGCCUCAACCCCGAGCGCAAGAUGGUCAAUGACAAGAUGCAUUUCUCCCUGAAGGACUGAGACCCGCCACCACCCCAAUAAACACGUCUGUCCAACCUGCC
Messenger RNA from Sciurus carolinensis (gray squirrel), 1806 nucleotides. It is a transcript of the gene Gtf2f1, whose product is annotated as general transcription factor IIF subunit 1. The transcript has 13 exons. The record is from RefSeq and is a predicted model, not a curated record. Lineage: Eukaryota; Metazoa; Chordata; Mammalia; Rodentia; Sciuridae. Bases 212 to 1765 code for a protein of 517 amino acids. Gene Ontology annotation, molecular function: DNA binding; TFIIF-class transcription factor complex binding; RNA polymerase II general transcription initiation factor activity. Gene Ontology annotation, biological process: transcription initiation at RNA polymerase II promoter; positive regulation of transcription elongation by RNA polymerase II. Gene Ontology annotation, cellular component: transcription factor TFIIF complex; nucleus.